UAUAAGGAAGGACAGAGAUAUUCCCGUUCCCAAACAGAAGACUAUCUUCGCCUUUAAUUGUUAAAACAAUUCAGAGAAAAAAGAAGGCUGUUAAACUGCUGCUCAGCCGCCGGGAAGAUUAAGGAUGAUGGAUUUGAUGUGGCUAACUGCCUUAUUUCUUGGAGCUGUACUUGGAUAUUACAUCAGCACUCUACGACGCCGUAUCUCUGCCCCCUCCUCCAAAUCUGUGGCCGAGUCUAGUGGGAAUAAGAAGAUUAAGUCCAAGGAACCCCUAGAGAUUGAGGAACUCACUGUUUCCCGCAAAAGAUUCAAAAUGGUUUUGGUAGCGAGGAAUGAUCUUAAAAUGGGUAAAGGAAAGAUUGCAGCUCAAUGCAGUCAUGCAACUUUGGGUUUAUACAAGAAACUCCUUCGACGGGCGCCAAAAGCCUUGAAUAGAUGGGAGAAUUGUGCACAGCCAAAAGUUGUGGUCAAAAUCGAGAGUGAGGAAGAGAUGUUAGCUUUGCGAGAGAGAGCAAAGUCUCUUAAGCUGCCAACCCAUAUCACAAUUGAUGCAGGAAAAACACAGAUCGCUCCAGAUUCAAGGACAGUAAUGGCUAUUCUUGGACCGGUGGACGUUGUUGAUGAUGUAACAGGUGGACUAAAGCUUAUGUAACAACUCUUACAUUCAGUAUUCAGACAAUCUAGCACAAGGGAAAGAAUGUUAACUGACUUCAAGUUUUCCUUCUUGCUUGAUUUUACAUGACCUUGCUAGAAGAUAGAUGAUCAUAUGAUUAUAAAUUUGAUUAUAAAUUUUUGUUUAUCCCACCAAACAUUAGAAGAUAAAAAGACAGUUGUUUUGUUUUUAUCUAUAUAAGACCUUUGUCGCUUA
This is a messenger RNA of Brassica rapa (field mustard), 868 nucleotides long. Its product is annotated as peptidyl-tRNA hydrolase 2, mitochondrial. Gene Ontology annotation, cellular component: cytosol; mitochondrion. Gene Ontology annotation, molecular function: peptidyl-tRNA hydrolase activity. The record is from RefSeq and is a predicted model, not a curated record. NCBI's taxonomy places the organism in Eukaryota, Viridiplantae, Streptophyta, Magnoliopsida, Brassicales, Brassicaceae.